Messenger RNA from Dacryopinax primogenitus, 734 nucleotides. RefSeq names its product 40S ribosomal protein S9. The record is from RefSeq and is a predicted model, not a curated record. The coding region runs from base 21 to 605 and encodes 194 amino acids. Gene Ontology annotation, molecular function: structural constituent of ribosome; rRNA binding. The transcript has 5 exons. Gene Ontology annotation, cellular component: cytosolic small ribosomal subunit. NCBI's taxonomy places the organism in Eukaryota, Fungi, Basidiomycota, Dacrymycetes, Dacrymycetales, Dacrymycetaceae. Gene Ontology annotation, biological process: positive regulation of translational fidelity; translation.
UUGGUUUAGCACGACACAUCAUGCCUCGCGCACCAAGGAAUCACUCAAAAACCUAUAAGGUGCCAAAGAGGCCUUUCGAGGCGGCUCGUAUCGAUGCCGAGCUCAAGCUCGCUGGAGAAUUCGGUCUCCGCAACAAGCGCGAGAUCUGGCGUAUUGGCCUGACACUGUCCAAGAUUCGUCGUGCUGCACGUGAGCUGCUCAAGCUUGACGACAAGGACCCGAAGCGGUUGUUCGAGGGCAACGCGCUCAUCCGCCGGCUCGUGCGCAUCGGUGUGCUCGACGAGACUCGCAUGCGUCUUGAUUACGUGCUUGCGCUGAAGGUUGAGGACUUCUUGGAGCGCAGGCUCCAGACGCAGGUGUUCAAGAGCGGUCUUGCAAAGAGUAUCCAUCAUGCUCGUGUUCUGAUCAGGCAGAGGCACAUUCGCGUCGGUCGUCAACUAGUCAAUAUUCCUUCUUUCGUCGUGCGCCUGGACAGCCAGAAGCACAUCGACUUUGCCCUCAACUCGCCCUACGGUGGUGGCCGUCCCGGCCGUGUUAAGAGGAAGCGUGCUGCUGCUGCUGCUAGCAAGGAGGCUGGUGGUGAUGGCGAGGAGGAAGAGGAGUAGAUCCGCAUUUUUAGUGGCUGAUGUGGAGCCUGGAUGUAGGCAUUUACGCUCUCGAGCUACGGGGAGUGCAUCGUAUGAUGUUAUGUGGUCGUACAUGCGCAAAAUGAUAUGGCUAUGGUUCAUGGCUGC